This is a messenger RNA of Blastomyces dermatitidis ER-3, 5565 nucleotides long. RefSeq names its product Atg11p, variant. The record is from RefSeq and is a predicted model, not a curated record. Gene Ontology annotation, cellular component: phagophore assembly site membrane; extrinsic component of membrane; Atg1/ULK1 kinase complex. Gene Ontology annotation, biological process: autophagy of mitochondrion; autophagosome assembly; piecemeal microautophagy of the nucleus. The transcript has 4 exons. The coding region runs from base 399 to 4331 and encodes 1310 amino acids. Gene Ontology annotation, molecular function: molecular adaptor activity; protein kinase binding. NCBI's taxonomy places the organism in Eukaryota, Fungi, Ascomycota, Eurotiomycetes, Onygenales, Ajellomycetaceae.
CGAGAAUCACAGGCCCCUUUUUCCACCAAGUCCUGUCAGGCGUCGUCGUUCAAGCGAUCAACUGACACCUGACAGACGCGCCGGCGGGUUUUUUGGCUCUUGUGGUUUAAAAAUUUACGGCGGUUGCCGGGGCGGGUUCCAAGUUGUUGGUCCAAGAGCCGAAAACGGCUAGACCGUGGUCCACACCUUUGCCGGCGACUGAAGAACCACUUCCAGAAAACUAAGGAUGUGAUGUGAUCUAGAUGGAGACCUCAGGUAGCGUUCAAAAAUAGCAAUUUGGAUACCUGAACUCCCAAACUGCUCAAUAUCUCAGCUCUCCCUUCGUCGAUGAUCUCCCUUUAUCCCGCCUACUGACUGCUAUCCCUCUGAGGGCUGUUUCAGUGGCUUUGGAAGGGGGAAUGUCGUUGCACAUCUACAUCGCUCAUACGGGCGAGCAGCUGCUGGCUGAUCCUGUUUCAUUUGCCUCACCGGAUGCCUUGCGAACAUGGAUCUCCCGAAAGGUUUCAAUACCGGCUCAGCGGCAGAUAUUGAUGACUGCUCGUGGGAGGAAUGUUCGGCCUCAGACGCUCGCGACGGAGAACGAAAUAUUUGUUUACGAUCGGCUCUAUAUAAGUGAUGGAACUGUUAGAGAUCUCCGCGAGAUCGCGCCACCCGAACGUUUUAUCCCGGAAAACCCUCCCGAUACGCUCGCGGACCAGAAUAACUUACAAGCAUGGAGGAAUCUCUACAUGGCUCGAAGGGCAUGGGCUCUAAAUCUGGCGGCACAAUGCGCUCCAAUCAGCAGAGCUACAGAUAACCAGAUCGAACACACCCACGUUAUCAACCGAGCAGUCGACGUUGCCUUGGAGAACCUGAAAUCGCAUGUUGGAAACCUAGAGCACAAGUUCCAGGAAGCCCAGUCAUGGGCGAAUGAUCUAUUGAAGGAACAACAGUUGGCUCUGGAUAGCUGGCGGAGUGUACUGACGAAUAUCGAAGCUACCCCUGCGAAUAAAGACUUCACGUUCCUACGACGGCCAUCAACCCCGAAGAAAGCGAAAGAGCGUCAAACCGGCACUUUGCAAGACUAUAUCGAUGUGGAUCGGGUCAAAAGUGCUGCAUCCCAAGUGUCGACUGUUUCUCAGCGUUUUGCCUGCCGCAUGGAUGAGAUUGAGAAAGCCGUCCAUGAGGUGGCUUCGGAAACGGAGUCGCUUGUUGAGGCGUCCCAUCCAUCACCUCAAGAAAAUGCAAGUAGCCUACUUGAGGAGAUCGAGACAAUCGCCAAGAAAAUAAGUUCUGAUUACGAACAUGUUCUGGCUCUUCCAAACACCCAGAAGACGUUAUCGAGUGUAUCACGGAUGGCGUUGAAUCAUACAAAAGAUCUCCUACCCUCUAUGUUGGAGAUGGGGUUGGAAAUACAGACUGCCUUAGAGCACUCCAUAAAACAACGGAACUUGGCGAUGAAGGCUGCUGUUAGUCGUAUGCAGAAAAUAUCCAAAAUAGAAUCUCGAUUAGCUGGCAUCCAAACAGAGCUAUCUAAUUUGGAUGUUGAAGGAGAUGCCUUCGAAACCCUAUACAAGGCUUCCCAAUUGCCUCUCCUUUAUGGGUCGGUUCUCAUUGAGGCUGUCCGCCGCCGUGAAUGGAGUGACAAAAUGAAAAAUGAUUCUCUUAGUAUCGCUGAAGAAUUAGCAGUCUUUCGAGAUGAAGAGCAACGUCGACGGAAAAAAUGGAUUAAAAAUAUAGGCUCCUUUGUCUCAUUGCCCGAAGACGCCACCCCUGGUAUAGAGAUCAACUUGCAGGGCGGUCAGCAGCCUGAAUGGCCUGAAGUUUCUCGCAAGGAAGUCGAAGCUUACAUCGAAGAGCUAAAAACAAAGCCUGAUACCAACUCUGCCGUUCAGGAGUUAACACAGCUAUUGAAAGAUUUGGACGCACCUACCCGACAGCAGAGACGAAAAGCAAAGGCAUUUAAACAUGGAAGCGUUUUUGAUAUCGGCAGAAGUUCGUUUCUUAACCGCGGGGAUGAUAUGGUUCGGAGCUUGAAGGAUGAAAAGACAAAGCUCGAGGACAGGCUAAAAGGUUCGGAGAGUCGUAUUCGAAAAUUAGAAGACCUUCUCCAUCGACAAAGCCAGAUGAGCCGACCUGUCAGCGCAAAUUUUGGUUCUGAUAUCCCUAUUUCCCCAGCCUCCCCUCGCCCAGAUACACUCUCAAGAAGGUCAUCUGUAUCCUCCCGGCGUAUGUCGUCAAACCAGACUCCGGAAGACAAGGCUUUGGUGCAACGUAUUGUUAGUCUGGAGGCCGAACUGGUUGCAGAGAAAGAAAAUGUGUCCAGACUCCAGAAGGAAGCACAUUUGGACCGCCAGUCCAGUAGUGAUAAAAUACAAGAGGCCCAAUCUACCAAGAAAGAUUUAAUGGAAAACUUGGAGGCGCAGCAGCGGGAAUUUGAAGAUGAAAGGAGGUUCCUAGAAUCGGAGGCGAAAUCGAUCAAAAUCAAGCUUGAAGAAACUGAAGAGGAGCUGGAUAGAGUGAUGGAUGCCCGGGAGCACGAGAAGCUUGUUGCUGAUGAACAAAUAACCGCUCUACAGACAGAACUCGAUAACCUGCGAAACGAUACCUCCAAGGAGAUAGCCACUCUCACGACUCAGGUCCAGGCUUUCCGGGAGGCUAGCGAAAAGGCCAACGCCCAGAAUACAUCGCUAAAAGCGAAACUUGAAGAGGUUGAUCGAACUCAACGAGACUACGUAAACGCUCUACAAACCACUCACGCGCAUUUAUCUCCAGGUGGUUCUGCCCCUGGCGGUUUAUCUUCUCUUAUUAGAGCAAUUGAAGUCCUGUCGGAAGGACUGGCUAUCCACUCCAAAGGCGCUGAUGAAGCAUUUGCUAAAGCCAGUGAAGAAAACAAGUGCUUGUUGGAGAAAGUAGAACGAAUGGAAGCUGAAACUGACGGGCUGAGGGCAAGACUCGCGGCUGAAGAAUCGGAACGAUCCAAACUGCGAAAGAUGCUGAGCGAGGAAACGAUAAAACUCUCAGCGGUCAGAACGGAACUGGAGGAUGAGCGUAAGCAGCUCAGCACACUGAGGUCUAAAUUCUCCGCUGGGGAGACCGGUUCAGAGGCCCUGAAAGAACGAGUUGCGGAGGAGGAGCGCAAAGUUGCUACCUUGACCGAAAAGCUCGCCGUUGAGGAAUCUCGUGCGCAAGGUUUCGAAGAUGAUAUUCGUACGUGGCAAAAGAAGGUCGAAAUGCUGGAAACCACCGGAGAGCGUAACGAUUCACUGCUUAGCAUAAAGGAAAGCUGGGUUAAAGAGCUCUCCGAAAAACUAUUCUCCCAUGUUGAGCAGCUCAACCGGAUACUUCAACAGCUUGGUUUCACAGUCAUUCGCCAAGAUAACAGCAUGGUCAUCCAUCGAGCGUCUAAGGUCAACAACAAUAGUUCAUUGCUCGGAGAAAGCGUCAAGUCUCCAUUGGCUACUCCAAUGAUUCAUGACCCGAAACUGUUAGAGAGGGUUAAUACGAACGAUCGGGAGGAGGAACAGUCAAAUUACACCGCGUUCAUCACCGCAAUAAAUGAAUUUAGCGUGGAGUUAUUCGGCGAAGCGGUAGUCAAGCGCGUGAAGGAUAUCGAAACCUUAGCACGUAAAUGGCAAAAGGAAGCUCGUGGGUAUCGGGAAAAGUCACACCGUUUCCAGAGUGAAUCUCACGAAAAGAUUGCAUAUCGAUCGUUCAAGGAAGGGGAUCUAGCGCUGUUCUUGCCAACUCGCAACCAGGCCAUCCGAUCGUGGGCCGCAUUCAAUGUUGGCGCUCCCCACUACUUCCUUCGAGAGCAAGAAGUGCAUAAAUUACAUACUCGUGACUGGCUACUUGCGCGGAUCUCAAAGAUCGAAGAGAAAGUGGUGGAUCUUUCCAAGUCUAUGAAUGGCACAAAUCCGGACCGUCGUUCCAUCGGGGAAGCAAGCGAUGGUGCCUCAAUUGAUGAUGAUAAUCCUUUCGAGCUCUCGGACGGUCUGAGAUGGUAUCUACUUGAUGCGUCAGAAGAGAAACCUGGGGCUCCAAGCACGCCGGGGCUAGCUAAAAGCACCGUUGCAUCAGCGCAUGUGGAUGCUAAAGGGAGUAUCCGUUUAAAACGACCAACUAACGGUGGAGGAGCAACGAAAACAUUGACGAAGAGCCUCGAUAGCCGACGGAACAGCUCAGCAUCGAAGAUAGGCACGCCGGUGCCUACACUGCAAGCCGCAGAGCCUGCGGGAGAUAAUGUGUUGCCAGCAGCGGGGGAUUCAGGUGCGCAGGAACGGAGGGCGGAGGCACCUAUUUUCGACGAGGUUCGCAGAGAUCUUUUAUUGGGUCCUUCAAACGGAGAAUGAAAAUAUAAAAUAUUUAUGAGCCUUAUAUAUAAAUUUUUAUUUUAUGGAAAUGAUGAAAAACAUGUUUGUUUGUCGGCUGAUGAUUUUUUUGUUUUAUCUUCUCCUUUUAUCCCGAAAAAUAGGGUACAUCGCGGGACAGAGCUGGCUCUCAAUCUCGAACUCCCAAUACACACCGCAACGGUGGUGCUAACGUCGCACCCUCUUCUCCUCUUUCGUCACCGAGCAAGCGCACAUCAAAGCCGAGACCGUGGGAAAAGCUAUGGUCUUUGGAUUAUCGAUCCGAGAGCCUAGGCCGUCACAGGUAAAACAAUCAUAUGUGUCCUUUCUACCCGAAGAAGACAACCCGAACAUAGCGACGUCGUGAAUCCUGUCUAGCAGACGUGAUUGAGAAGACAAGAAAGGAGCGACGACGUUUGUUCCCAGCUAUCUAGCGCCCUGGCAAGAAGGCUACGGUGAAUGCCUCUUCCGCCACACUUCCUGUUCCUCUGGGAAAGGAAUGACGAGAAGUGAAAUAUAUAUAUAGGAUUAAUGUCUGCAUUUAACUCAUCUGCAUUUCCAUAUUGACAUAUCUCCUCAUUUCAGGACUUACUUAUGCCCGCUAGUUAUUGCACCUGCUGAUCUACUCCGCCCGGAAAGAGAUGCGGCGUCAGGCGAAAUGACCACAGCGAGGUACGAUUCCUAUUCGUUAUUUAUUGGUUUUGGGCGCUGUUUUCAUUUGCUUUUUAGCGGCAUGAAGUCACUGUCCAUUUUCCUUUGUUCUGUUUCAUACAUUUAUUGGUAUAUAGAAGGUGGAUGAUAUCGAUUAUGUUAUGGGAGAGCAAUCAUAUAUUUGAAAUAUGUUUAUUCUUAUAUUGACCUAAUCCAAUUUGGCUAUGCAUGGCUGCUUCAGUAAUUAAUUUUUUUCAAUAAUUUCCCAUUAAAAAGUGCUUUCAAACGCCCGCAAACCGUAUCCUUGGGGUAUAUCCAACUCAAACAGAAACAGGUGCAAGAACAUAACUAUGAAUAGAUGAGCCCUAAGCAUGCACAACAUAUCGUUUAUCUUUCACCCUUCCCGAUAUCACCGCCUAUACCUUCUAAAUCACCCAGCCCAUUCAAAAACUCUUCAGCCCUCCUCUUCGACCUAAGCUCCUCGAUCUUCCUCCGUCUCUCAUCCUUUGCCUUCUCCCUAGCACUCUCCUUCUUCGUAGCCGCAUCCCGCUCGCCCAAAGUUUCCUUCCUCGCUUUUAACAACUCC